GUUGGUCUGCAAUAGGUUUGGAGCGCCUUAUCCCUCCUCCUGAUGGUGAAGCUCUCUACCUUCUUCGGCAGGAAGGCUGUUUCCUCUUGAAAUCUGGGGGCUGGGGGGGCUUCUGGACUUUCUCCUCUGUGACACCAGGACUAGAGGAGUGAGGUGUUUUAUUACCUGGUGAGGCAGGCUUCAUCGACACCUUUCGUAAUCUGGUGACCACACAUGGCAUCCUGAUAAUUUGAAUUAGUCUAGGGGUGGGUUGAAAUGGUAUCUCAAAUGCCCUGCCUGUGAUACACAUGCAGCAUCUAAGCUACCAUUUGAUGCCCCUCCAAACUCACACAGUUUUUGCCUGUAUUGUGGUAAGCGACCUUUGGUUCCCCAAACUCCCCAUCUGAAGAAUCUGCUGAGAAAAGCCGUCCAGCAGGUUGAGACGCUGAAAAAGACAUAUUUGGCUGCUCUAAUUUGAAUGAAUUUGUGGAGACUUCUUCUUCUCAGGCAACGGGAGGGCAGGGACCUCUGUCAAGUGCCCUGCUUGGGAAGCUAGGCAGGAGAGAACUGGGAAGGAAGGCCCCUCCCAGGUGAGGUGGUGAUACCUAAUUUGCAUAUUGACCUGCCUAGCGGAGCAAGUGGGCAGGGGACAACCCUAUUCUAGGGUGCCCUCUUCCUUGCAGUAAAACAGAAGCUUACACUUAAAAACAAAUGAAAUCUUGCAUUGAAAGGUCCUGUACUGUAUUCUGGAGGAAGGCAACGUGAACUUGCAUCGCUGUUAUCCAAAGUUAUGUUGCUGCCUUGCACUUUUAGCAAGAUCUGACUCUUGCCUACUUACUAAGACUUAUUUCCCAGUAGCAAAUGGAAAAGAAGCAAAGGAAUUUUUUUGCGAGUGCAUUGCAGCUUUUUAUCCUGCAUGGUUACAUACCCAGAUCCUGUUCCAUGUUGAAGAGCUCGUGCAUUCAAUUGCAAAAUGGGAGAAUAUUUCAAGGGUGCCAUUAACACUCUCCCGUUGGUUUCAGUGGGACUUGAAGGAUUAAUUUUGAAUGGAUUGUACCCAAAGAUGAUGUGCAAAUGAGGAUCUCUGGCAGGCAUGGCUGGUUCAUAAGCUCUGAAUCCAUAAGCCCAGCCUAGGAGGUAGUAGCUUUUGCUGCUGCACAACCUAUUUCUGGUGAAAUGGAAUUUGCAGAAAUGGAAAUUUCUUUUGAAACGUGUUCAAGAAUGUAAACAUUAGUUUACCCCUUACCCCAUGAAGUUUUUAUGUCUAAUUGCAUAACUAAGGUGAUCGUGGACAAACUCCACAAAUACCUUAUGCUGGGAAAGAAAACAUAAACUUAAAAUAUUUAAUGUUUUAUUUUAAAACGGGAAGGGAGAAGUGAAAAUAAUAUAGGGGAGCCUAGGUUUGCAGUGUCUGAUUUUAACAUUUUUUAUCUUGGCGUAUGCGGUUAACAUAUUUGAACAUAUUUACACUAAUCUGAUCUGCAGGAAGAUCCUCUAACAAAAAUGUCCAUUUUGGAGAUGUUAGUAGGUCCUUAUUGAUUUUUUGUUAAUUAUUUCAAAACGUGUGUAAAAAUGCAAACCAAUUAAAAAAACGCUGUAUUUUUUCCCCCUAUCAGGAAAAUGUGGAUUUAAUGUUUUGGGGAAAGGGGGGCUUUUUCAAGAGUGUGGUUUUUGCUGUUCAGCCCAGUAAAACAGUGCCUAAUGGGCAGGUCACUGCCCAUUUGAAGUAACAUACCUUCAAAUCUGCUUGUCCAAUUGAUUAAUAUGUGGGAGGCUGGUUAAGAAUUUGAUCCCUCCUUACUCUAAAAUGAAAGGGGGCUGGACAUGGGCGUAGCCAGGGUUUUUGUUGAGGGGGGCGGGGUGCACAACCUCCAUUAGCUUUGUAUUUUUAUUGAUUUUUAUUGAUGGAGGCUUGCCAGGGCAGCUUCUAAAAAAAGGCUCAGCACAGCAACUUCGGCUUUCCAAAAAAGAAAAAAGAAAAAGCUCAAUAAGUUUGGCUUCCUGAAAAAAAAAAGCUCAACAAUUUUGGUUCAUCCAACGACAAUGGGUAGAUCACUGCCAGUUGUUUUAUACAGUGGUACCUCGGUUUAUGAACACAAUUGGUUCCGGAAGUCUGUUCAUAAACUGAAGCGUUCAUAAACUGAAGCGAACUUUCCCAUUGAAAGUAAUGGAAAGUGAAUUAAUCCGUUCCAAAUGGGUCCGCGGAGUACUUAAACUGAAGCAUUCAUAAACUGAAGUGAACUUUCCCAUUGAAAGUAAUGGAAAGUGGAUUAAUCUGUUCCAGACGGGUCUGCGGAGUACUCAACCUGAAGUGUACUUAACCCGAAGCAUGGGUGUAAUUGGUUCCGGAAGUCUGUUCAUAAACUGAAGCGUUCAUAAACUGAAGCGAACUUUCCCAUUGAAAGUAAUGGAAAGUGAAUCCGUUCCAGAUGGGUCCACGGCGUUCAUAAACCGAAAAUUCGUAAACUGAGGUGUUCAUAAACCGAGGUUCCACUGUACUGUGAAUAGAUCACAGUCUGUUGGGAGUUGGACGUCCCUCCCCUAGAUGGUUGCAGCAUCCGCAAAGGGCAUAAGCCGGCUUUGUAUCUUCACUAGAUACAAAAAAGGACAAGGUGCCUUUUUCACGCCACUGAAUCAACCGACCUUGAGAGUCUAAAUAUAGCAUGUAGAAUCUCUCAGUUCUGCAAGACUCCACCUUAGAUUCCACCUAAACAUUAGGAAGAACUUCCUGACAGUAAGAGCUGUUCGGCAGUGGAAUUUGCUGCCAAGGAGUGUGGUGGAGUCUCCUUCUUUGGAGGUCUUUAAGGAGAGGCUUGACAGGCAUAUGUCAAGAAUGCUUUGAUGGUGUUUCCUGCUUGGCAGGGGGUUGGACUGGAUGGCCCUUGUGGUCUCUUCCAACUCUAUGAUUCUAUGAUUCUAAGACACAUCUGCUGUGUCUUGUAGUUUUGAAGCAAAGUUGCUAACAUUUGAUUUAAAAAAUCAGGUUGGCGUGGCUUUAAGCAUAUGUAAAGGGACUCUGCUUACCGUAAGAUGUUUCUUAGUUCCCAGUUCCUUAUUUGCUUGAAAGUUUGAAACAUUGACAAAAAUGUCAAGUUACUAAAGUAAGCUUUUUGGGAUGUGGAGUGCUUUUAACUUUUCUGAUGUGGUAAACUGCCUUGGCAUAAAAGUGCAAGGAACGAAGAAACAGGGUUCCAUCAGCAGUCAUGCCCAUGGGAAAAAAUUGGUCCCUCAAUGCAGAUUUGGAUUAAUGGUGGGUCUCUGGGGUGAAAAGGUUGAAAAUUUGAAGGUUGAAAAUUUUACAAUUUUUUUAUUUGCUGUAAGCCGCCCAGAGUGGCUGGGGAAACCCAUUCAGAUGGGUGGUAUAAAUAUUAUUAUUAUUAUUAUUAUUAUUAUUAUUAUUAUUAUUAUUAAGAGAGCCUGUUUUAUUCCAUAUACUGUAUAGGCAAGUGAAAUUUAUUAUUAUAUUUAUUUAUACAACUUUUUCCCUGGCAGGGACUCAAGGCGGCUUAUGGAUAAAGAAAUAAGAACCACUUUUUUAAAUAAAAGUAUAUUGAUAGAAUUAAAAACUAUAAAAACAUAAAUUUAUAUAGUUAUAUAAACUUUAACUUUCUUUUUUCACUUGUUUGUUAGACUGUAUCCUAAACUGCCUUGGACAGAUGCUGUUUUGAAAGCCGAGGAUUAUAAAUGGAUAAAAUUAAGUUUUCUUUUAAACAAAAUACGAAGCGCAGCUGGAAGCGACAUAACCAGAGGCUUUGAAACUAUGGCAUGUGCGCAUGCGCCACCUUUCCGCGCCUGCCUAUAUUAAUGAUGGCGCAUGCGCUGUAGUGGACCCAGCUCUCUGAGGGGGCAAACCCCAAAGCACUUGAGCUGAAGAGGGCGCGUGCGAGUCAAGUAAAAAAAAAAGAGUGGCUGAGGUGAAGAGUGCGCAUGCGUUACGUCCGUUUAAAAGAAAAGGCGGCUGAGAGGAAGAGCGCGCACGCGGACGGACGCAUGCGCUGUGGCGUGGGAAGGCACGUUUGAGCGGGAGGGAGCGCACGCGCUUGUGGCCGUUUAACACACAGCAGUUGAGAGGAUUAGCACGAGCGGUGGGGCGCAUGCGCGGUGUGUGGGGGGGAAGGCGGUUGGAGGAGCGCGCGGGGACGCCGGCCGUCGUGGCAACCCUGAGGCGACGAUGUGGCACGGCAAGGCGGGGGCCCUGCUAGCGGUGGGGCUCGGCAUGGCUCUCGAGGCGCUGGCCUGCUGGCUAAUAGGGCAGCUGGGUCGGUCGUCCUCGUCGUGGUGGUGGUGGUGGCGGAGGAGGCCGCCUUCCCCGGUACGCGAGGUGCUUUUCUUCCCGUCGCGCGUCACGUGCGUGGAGUCGCUGCUGGCGGAGGAGCCGGCGACCCCGUGCGCGUGCCUGCUUCCCCACGGCGAGAGCGCGCUCGGGCGGCUCCUGGCGCUCCUGCUGUCGGCGCGGCGCUCGCUGGACCUGUGCGUCUUCGCUUUCUCCAACCCGCAGCUCGGCCGCGCCGUCGGCCUCCUGCACCAGAGGGGCGUCCACGUGCGCGUCGUCACCGACACUGACUACAUGGCCCUCAAGGGAUCGCGGAUCGGCGAACUCCGGAGAGCCGGAAUUCAGGUACGUCAUGAUCAGGAUAGUGGCUACAUGCACCAUAAAUUUGCCAUCAUUGACAAAAAAAUGCUGAUCACUGGCUCCCUGAACUGGACUACUCAAGCCAUUCAAAACAACAGAGAGAACCUGCUGGUAGUUGAAGACAGGGACUGUGUGAAUCUUUUCCUGGCAGAAUUUGAAAGGAUUUGGGAGGACUACAAUCCUGCUCAUUACACAUUUUUCCUCGAAGAACAGCAGGAACAGAAAAAGGAUAAAACUAUUCCUCAAACAAAAUUGCAGCUUAAAUGACUAUUUUGAAGCAGUAAAAUUUUAGUCCAAAGACUAGUUCCUAAGUUAUGUGUUUGAGAAUUGCAUAAAUUGCUUUAGGAGAAACUAAACGCAAAUUUAUGCUUCUUUAAAAAAAAUUGUACAAGCAACAUUGUGUGUUUGAAUUAUUUUUUUGAGAAAUAAUGGCCUGUACUUGUGUGCUAUUAUAUCUGUUCUCAAUAAAGCAUGCCUUUUACAUUCUAAUACAUAUGUUUCUGUUAUAAAAACAACUGUCCCCACAUGUAGAUAGCAUUUCAAGAAGAGUGUUUAUUCUGCCAUUCUCUUGGCAACCCUAGCAUCCACAUGCAGGGUGUUACUGGGGGGUGGGAACCUUUUUAACAUACAGCCAACUCCCAAAUUUAUGUGGUGCUUACAUUCCAAGGCACUGCACGUUUAAGUCAAGUUAAAUUUGAAAUACGACUGAAAAAGCCUGCAAAUACCCUGUUCCGCUCCCUUUUGUGACAUUUUUGGGUUACUUUCGAGUUCAGUGCAAUGCUUGUGUGCGUGAUUGCGCACAUAUCAGAUGUACCUAAAAUGUUUGCUCCCUGAACGGCUUUGUCCCCAUUGGUUUUUAAUGUUUGAUGUUUUUAUUAUGUUUUUCGAUAUGCUGUAAGCCACCCAGAAGCCCAGCCAUAUGGGUGGGGUAUAAGUAAAAUAAUAAAAAUAAUUACAGUAGAAUCAUUUGCCUUUGUAAAUGAGCAACAUAAAGCGAGAGACCUACUUGAAAAUAAAUGCCCAGUGUGUGAAUGGGUAUGAAUGUGUGUGCUUAACUCACAGAUAAUUCAUGUGCUGGUCUUUCAUGUGUGGAAGGGGAAGUAGUAUUACUGUUUUAUUCUGCCUUGGUCUGACCACACCUGGGCAACCAAGAUUAUUAAGGGUCUGGAAAUCAAGCCUUACAGUUUGAUGGAGUUGGGUAUGUUUAGCAUGGAAAAGAGACUGAGAGGAGAUAGGAUAGCCAUCUUAAAAAUCUAAAGGGCUGUCACAUGGAAGAUGGAGCAACCUUGUUUUCUCCUGCUCCAGAAGGUAGGACCUGAACUAAUGGAUUCAAGUUACAAGAAAGGACAUUACAACUAAACAUCAGGAAUAACUUUCUGACAGUAAGAGAUGUUAGACAGUGGAACGGACUCCUUUGGAAGGUUGUGGUGCUCUCUCCUUCUUUGGGGUUUUUUAGGCCAUCUGUCAUGGAUGCUUUAGUUGAGAUUUCUGCAUUGCAGGGGAUUGGACUAGAUGACCCUGGAGGUCCC
Molecule: messenger RNA, 6141 nt
Organism: Zootoca vivipara (common lizard)
Lineage: Eukaryota; Metazoa; Chordata; Lepidosauria; Squamata; Lacertidae
Gene: PLD6
Product: phospholipase D family member 6
Biological process (GO): piRNA processing
Cellular component (GO): mitochondrion
Molecular function (GO): RNA endonuclease activity producing 5'-phosphomonoesters, hydrolytic mechanism
Source: RefSeq, a predicted model, not a curated record